Cucurbitaria berberidis CBS 394.84 is the source of this 330-nucleotide messenger RNA. RefSeq lists its product as uncharacterized. Bases 46 to 237 code for a protein of 63 amino acids. Lineage: Eukaryota; Fungi; Ascomycota; Dothideomycetes; Pleosporales; Cucurbitariaceae. The record is from RefSeq and is a predicted model, not a curated record. The transcript has a single exon.
AUCCAUUGCACUAAUUUGACACCUUAGCUUUCUUCGACAGUCAUUAUGAUGGCCUCUUUCACCAUACCAUACUUUGUCGACGAAACAAGCCUUCCUACUACGUUGCCCACGGCGGAGGAGAUCGAAUCUUCGACAGAAAUCCUCAAUGAGCGUAUGUCGGGGGCGUCCGGCAAAGAAGUAGAUGGGGUAAUGGAUCAAGAUACCUACUGCAACCUCUUGGCGCGAACUUUUCGAUAAGAUCCGGAGCAGAGAGAGGUGUACUUUACUCAGUACAGGUGUCGUACAAAAGGAGCACGACUGAAGAGCAUAAUACUGACGGUGCGAGGGUGA